CUCUCAGGAAAGCCCGGCGGCAGGAGCAGUUGGUCAGCAAGCGGCUCCUGCGGGAGGACACUGCAGCAGAGGAAGGAGGACAGGAUGGAGCAGAGACCGUGGUGGACCCUCUCUCAGAGGAUGAGGUUCUUGAGCUGCUCAGAGGUGUGCAGAGGGGUUCAGAGGACAGGAGAGGAUCGCUGAGCCGCCUGCGCUGGGCUCUGCAGAACAAGGAGACUCAGCAGAAGUUUGUCAGGCUGGACGGCAGCAUCCGGACGCUCAUCGGGCUCUUCACCGGCAGCCUGGCUGACGUGCAGAUGGAGGCUGCCCGCUGCCUCCACGAGCUCUCCCACUCCAGUGACCCUGCUGUGGCUGAGGCGUGUCUGCCGGUCACCUCCUAUCUCCUCACCUACCUCUCGGGACACAGCGUUGAGUUCACGGAGCUGUGUUUGUACACAUUGGGGAACCUGGUUGUGGAAAGCGAAGCCGUGAGGAAACAGCUUCUGCCUCAGGGUAUCAUUCCAGUGCUGGCAUCCUGCAUCCAGUCCCCGCACGAGGCUGUGCUGGAAGGCCUGGGCUACGUCCUCUCGCAGCUCCUCCAAGCCAAGGAAGCCCCCGCAGAGAUCGUACCCUUGGUUCUGGACUCGGUUCUCCCCCAGCACAUGCUUCGAUUGGUUUGCUCCAGCCUCAAGGCUGGGAUGGGAGCAGCCGUGGAGUUCGCGUGGUGUCUCCACUACAUCAUUUGCAGCCACACAGCCAGCGCGGCACUGCAGGCGCUGGGGGCCGUGCCCGCCCUCAGCUCGCUCUUGCUCGAGUUGGCUUCCGAAAUCCCCCAGGACGUUCCCGAGGGCCUGGAGCUGCUCGUCUGCCCGGUGCUGCGGUGUCUCAGCAACCUGCUCGCGGAGGAGAUGGGCUGGGGAGCCCAGGUCCAGGACGAGCGCUUGCUCAUUGCCCUCUUCCUCAUCCUGCAGCGCUUCCUGCAGCAGCACCCGUUCAUGGUUCAGGAGUGCCUCUGGCUGCUGAACAACCUCACGGCGGAUGAGCCCUUCUUCUGCUCCGCUCUGCUCUCCCUGGACCUGCUCCCGGCCCUGCUGCAGCUCCUGCCGUGCUCCCAGAUGGCCACCGUGCUGGUCCUGACGGUUCUGUGCAACAUCGCGGAGAAGGGGCCAAGGUAUUGCCAGGAGCUGCACCGGCAGCUGGCCCUGCCCCUGCUGCUGCCCACCCUGGCGCCGGCCGACCCCGAAGUGGUGGGGCAGUGCCUGGAGCUGCUGCACCUCCUCUUCCUGCACUGGCCAGAGGCCGCUGCUGAUUUUGUCAGCCAAGGCGGGCACCGGGCCCUGGAGCAGCACCUGAACACCCCAGAACUCCAGGAGCAGGCACAAGCGCUGCUGGACAUGGUCAGGUAG
Molecule: messenger RNA, 1385 nt
Organism: Mesitornis unicolor (brown roatelo)
Lineage: Eukaryota; Metazoa; Chordata; Aves; Mesitornithiformes; Mesitornithidae
Gene: TMCO6
Product: transmembrane and coiled-coil domains 6
Exons: 11
Molecular function (GO): protein binding
Source: RefSeq, a predicted model, not a curated record